AUGCUCGCGAUCAUCAAAGGAAUGGUCCUACUCUCGCGAUCACAUGACCCCGUCUAUCACCAUCUCACCAAAUCCAAAAUCCCGCGCUAUAUCACUGAGUGGGGACACUCAGAAUGUAAGUCCCCAGGAGAUGUAGAGACUCGUGCCUCUCAAUGCCGGACAUAUGGCCCCACGAACCACAUAUUCCUUACAUAUUCCAGCUCUUAUCCGAAGGAUCAGUCAUACGCGCUCCCGCGCGCGCGCCAUACGUUCGCGCCUCGUUCGCGCGCCUCAUACGCACUCGCGCGCUUCCGCGCGCAUCCGCGCGCGUCCGUGCGCCUCCCCUUAGGUCUUCUCGUGCCUACCCUGCGCUCCCGCAUACGCGCGCACCUCUCGCAUCUCGCGCGCCCUCGCAUCGCUCACGCGCGCCUUCAUAUCGCUUACGCGCGCCUUCGUGCGCGUUACCUUCUCGCGCCUACCAGCGCCCGUCUAGUUGACAGAGUUUCCCUCCACCUUAUUCGCGAGGAACUUCUCUCAGUAGCUGUCCUUUGGGUCGAGCUGUAUUCUCGUAUCCAGAUUCCUCACCUUCAACGCGCAUUCACAGCAUCCGCGCUGUGUAAUCUGAUGCCGGCUACGCCCAACAAACCAUCACUCAUGAUGUAUAGAGGUACUGAUGCAGUGUGUGAAUACGACAAUCCCGACCUCAUCCCUGGGAUGUUCCCCACUUUGUUCCCGUUCGGCAUAGGUGGUUUUGAUGACAAGACUCGACGCACCCCUCUGGGUUUCCGCCGGCAAAUUGAGUACACGCUCGAUCUUGCAGAUAAAUCUUUUCGCUACCAUCGUACCUACAUGUUUGUCACGCUGAACAUAUGGCAACGCCGGAUGGCCCACCUCCAUACACAUUUCACUGUCCAUCGCGCCCAUUUCGACACCUUAGCCAAAAGCCUCGCUUCUGUGAGUGCGACGACGCUGACUCGAGUGGCUGAACAUCUAAAAAAAGAAAAAUCGUAUUCUUCACUCGCUCCAGCUGACUGUGCAGCGCUGAAUUUGCUCAACAAGGUGAACACAGUCGCUGCUCGAAUCCCUGGAUCGCAGUCCUCCAAAAUUCACAUCUGGAACGAAAUUCGUAGCUACUUCGGUAUUGUUGUUUCUACAACGGUUGAUCUCACUCAACGAUAUCCUGUCUUGGUCUCAGCGCGCGAGCGUGCACUUCGCCUCGCUCAGGAUCCAGUUGCUGCUGCUGAUUUCUUUCAAUUCUGCGUGAAAGCUUUGUUCGCACAUUUGUUCGGAUGGGACUUUGAGACUGCCACAUCCACACCCACGGGCGGCAUUUUGGGGCAUCUGGAAGCUUUCUACGGAACUAGUGAGUUCACAGAGCGAGGGAGUUUACAUGGCCAUUUUGUCAUCUGGCUGUUGGGCGGUCUCAAUCCUACAGAGUUGCACAGUCGCUUGAACGAUCCCCUUUAUCAAGCCCAGUUCUUCGCGUAUUUCGAGGACAUUAUCCAUCAUCAUUUGCCUGACAUAGAGUUGGAUGUGGACCCUUCUUUCGAGCCUCGAACCCAAAGACCUCCUGUACCUCUGGACCUGUCGUUGAUCGGCCAGAGUCCCCAAAGCGUGCUUAAUGAAUGGGAGUCUGUCAUGGCGACCGAUGUCCUGCAUGAUACGGGAAUCAUGCAUGGACAUAACUACUACUAG
This is a messenger RNA of Suillus plorans, 1674 nucleotides long. RefSeq lists its product as uncharacterized. The coding region runs from base 1 to 1674 and encodes 557 amino acids. The record is from RefSeq and is a predicted model, not a curated record. The transcript is spliced from 4 exons. NCBI's taxonomy places the organism in Eukaryota, Fungi, Basidiomycota, Agaricomycetes, Boletales, Suillaceae.